AUAACGGCAACAUUGCUAUUUGGCGUCCAUCUUUAAUCUUUUGAUGUGUUGUGAUAUUUUAACAAAAUUGUAAUAAAAUUGUUAUUAUUACUUCUACAAUUUAAUUAAUACAUACAUUCUAUUCAAUAGUCUUAUCUGAGUACUAUAAUAUAAAAGAAUAACUUGCAGAUGAAGUGUGCAAAUGGAUAGGCUGAGCCACUUGCGGGGAGAAGCGGGGGGCUCGCGGGACUCCACGCUCGACACCACGUCCCCGCCGAGCGAGUCUUUCAUGACCGCCAACGAGAGCUCCUCCAAGUACUUUUCUCUGUCAGAAGUGGACUCUGUUGAUUCAUCUUUCGACAUUUCUUCUAUAAAAGAUGUUUCGCUGGCCAGUACCGCCACUGAUACCGAAGGGACCAUAACAAAUGCUGACGAGCUGAUGUCAAAUCUAUCUCCAAUUGGAAAGAAAAGUGAUAUGCUAGAUAGCUACAAAAUUGGUAAACAGAUUGAAGCUGCAAACAUUUUGUCAGGCGGUGUGGAUAUAUUUGAUGAUAAUGACAAUUCUUAUGAUGGAGACGAGCUGGUGAUUGAUGACAAUGUUGAUGUUGACGAUAAGUCUAAUUCUGAUAUGAAGCAGCCAGAGGAAAUGCAAUUUAAGUCUGAUGAGAAUAUGAUUGAGUCUACAUUGAUAAAUGAAGAGAUGGACAUAGCUAGUAAAGAUACUGAAGUGGUGCUACAAAUUGAUGGUAAAAACGUAGAUGCUAUAGAUAUUGGUAAUGGAUUGUACUUGUAUAGGAAGGAAGGGCAAGAGGAGCUGGCUGCUGUCCAGAUAAUUGAUGAUGACCAACAACAAACCAGCUUCAAGUUCCUGAAAGUGCGUGAAAAUGCUGAGGGUAAUUUAGAAGUUUAUGAAGAAAUAGAAAUAGAAGUACCUAAAGAAGUGCCUGCAAAAGAAGGGAAGAUGCCUGAGAAGAAGACAUCAUCACAUGUGCCUAUAACAGAUAUCAAUAAAGUUAUUAGUGAGUCUGGGUGCAACAAAGUUGCUGAAAGAAAAACUAAAGUGCCCAGAAAAGAACCAAUUUUAACAAAAACAGAGGUUGAAGUUGACAGUAAUAAAGAAUCACCAUCUGACGCUAAAACGGAGGUGAAUAUAAAUGGUAAAAUGAUGAAAUUCAGUGAAUCGAGAAAAUCUCCCGUUAUAGGCAGUUAUACAGCCAUGACAUACCACUCGACACCUAAUAAAGAACGCAUACCGUUGACUAAGACAAUGGUCGACCAACAGCUGCAUCCCAACAGACAUUCAGAUAAUGUUAAGAAAACUAUAGAAGUUCACACUGAUAGCAGUAAGCAAAGGACUGCUGAAACACCAACUAAGAAUAAAGAUAUUAGUGAUGACAUUAAAAAUGUUGAUGCUAGUGAUAAUAACAAAAGUGUUGAAGUCAAUGAUGACAACAAAAUCAUUGAAGAAGUCAUAAGUGACAAAGAACUGGUAAUUGAUGAAUCAGUUGAAACUGUAGAUAUUCCUAAAGAGGCAGACAAGGAAAGUACAGGUGUAAAGAAUGAAGAUAAAGAUAAACCUAAAGAUUUGGUGCCAAACACUGAUGAAGUAUUGAAUGAAAAAUGUGAUGAUAUCAUAGAACUUCCAGUUGAACAAGAGAAUGUGGUUGAUUCAACAGAUAAAGAUAUGACUAGUGAUAAAGCAAUAAUUAAGGAGAGUGUUGAAGAUGUAAUUGUAUGUGAAGAGGAUAAAGAAGAGAAAAGUAGUGAGAAAAAUGUAAAUGUUAUUGAGAAAACCGAGGAAGAUGUUGAAAUUGUAGAAGUUGCUGUAAGUGCAACAAAUAAGGUGGAAGAAAAGAUAGAAGAACCUGUUCAAUCCGAUAGUGUUGAGAUACAAAAAGUGAAUGAUGUAACUACAACAAAUCAAGUUGAAGAAAAACAGUCUGAGCCUGUUAAAAUAUCUACAGAUGAAGGUGUAAAGGAAGUUGAUGUUACUAAUAAUAAAAAUAAAGAAACAGUUGUAGACAAUACUCAAUGUGAUAAUCAAGAUAAGACCAAAGCUGAAGAAAUUAUUUAUGAUAUAACAGAUCAAGAUAAUGAUGACAUUAUAAUUAUUGACGAUAGUGAAAUAGAUGAUUCCAAGAUCGAAGAUAAGACGUCUUCUGAGGUAAAAGUUGAAGUCCAAAAACAAAGUAAUGUAGAGUCAGAUAUUUCAAAGAAAAAUGAAGCUGUAUCAAAAGUAAAUGAAUGUCCCGAAGACAAAAAUAAAAAAGAGACUAGUGUAACUCCUGCGGCCAUGCUUGUAACGCACGAGGCACCAACUAAAACAGACAAUACACCAAUUAAAAAAGACGAGAUAUCAACUAAAACAGACGAGAAACCAACUACAACAGAUGAAACACCAACUAAAAAAGACGAAAUAACAACUAAAACAGACGAGGUACCAACUAAAAUAGACGAGAUAUCAACUAAAAUAGACGUUGCACCAACUAAAAAAGACGAGAUAUCAACUAAAAUAGACGAUGCACCAACUAAAAAAGUCGAGAUAUCAACUAAAAUAGACGAUGCACCAACUAAAACAGACAAGACACCAACUAAAAUAAAAGAGUCACCAGUGUCUAAUGAGAUUGCAAAAAUUAGUCAAUCUAAAAUACCAGUACCAAUAUUAAAAAGCGAAUCAGUUACAUUACAACCAAUUAAAAGUGAUACGUCGACUAAAGAUCUUGCAGUACCUAUUGUCGUCAAUGAACACAAAAUUGAAUUGAAACCUGAAACUUUGAAAGAAACAGGUCCAAUAGAAAAGGAUACCAAGGAAGUAGUCAAACAUAUUCCAGUAGCUGAAGUACCAACACAGCCUUACAGUAAAUUAGAGAAACCUCAAAAAGUAGAGACAAAGAUAGAUAAAAAUCAAGAUAAGCUGAUCUACGUACCUGAAGCACUAACAACUAAAACUACAACUCUUAUUUCGUCUAUGACUUCUAAAACAGAAGUUAAGCCUAAAAAAGAAAACAAUGUAUUUGAUAAAUCUCCCAAAAAGUUAUCUAAGCCAUUUGCUGAAUCUCAAUCUAGCAUAAUGCCUUUAAAAAUUGACAGUAUCGCCAAUAUAAAAGUAGACACUACUAAGAAACCUGAGGAGAAAAGUAACAAAGUGCCUAGUAGGGAAGUUAAAGAACAAAAACCAAUUGUUGAAGAAACAUCUCAACGUAUCUCUGAAGUUAAUUCUCAAACUAAAAGUAGAGACGCUGAUGUGAAAAUAGCCCCAAAAGACCCUAUACCUGAAAAACAGAAUAUAGUCAAAGAGGUAAAAAGUUCAGUUCCAAAAGAAGAACAACCAAGUUGCUCAGGCAUACAGGAUGUCAGCAGCACAUCAACAGAUAGUCUUCCUUCGCAAAGUAGUGACAACAGAAAUGAAACUGGGGAAGCUAGGGAUGAAUCUAAUACGGACGAGCCGGGGGGUAGCAAAGAAGCAGUGCCUUUCGGAAAAUGGACAGCAACUAACAGAAAAGAGUUCUUAAUUAAGAUGAGGAACAGAACUACUGUGGCACCCGCUGUACCGUCUACAAGCAGUAAUCAGCUGAAAAACACGAACGACCUUAACAGGCGUGACGUUCUCCAAAAAAUUGAUAGCCAAAGGCAACAGUCAAGCAGUGCAGCAGCUCUAGCGAAAAGUCAAGAAGCCAAUAAAAAUGUUAAAAACGAGACGGCAUUUGUCAGCAAAACCAACCUAAUUCAAAAGAAGGACAAUGUACAAGAAGCUAAGGUUCUUCCUAAACCCGACAUUGUCAAAGAAACACCUGAAGCUGUUGUUGAAAAAGCUCCCGUCAAGCAAGAUGUUCCAAAUAACGUUCAAAAUGAAGUCACUCAAGUCGCAAGUGCGACUAGUGUCAAGAAAGAUAGUGCUCAACGAACAGAAGUAAAUUACCAAGACCUGAUUGACAAAACAAUAGAAGAUAUGAUACACAGAACAGUAGCUCCUACAAAACCUCAAGAUGAGCCAGGUUCGACCACUGCGAAAGAAUCCAAUAUUUCACAAAGUGGCAAAUUUCCACCGAAUUGCAAACCAACUGAUCAAGCUACACUAGACGAAAUAGAAAUGAAAAUGAAUGAAUUACAUGGUAUACCAUUUAUCGAAAGACCCGCACAUGAAUUGCCAGUGGUUCCUGUAGCAGAAGCUAAACCAAAAACUUAUUCGAAAAUUGAUAAGGAAAAGGCCACCAUUCAUAAUAAAACUUCAAAAAUACCGAAUCUCCUACCAUUUGCAAAUAAAAAUCCGGUAAAAAUUAGUAAAGAUAGUGUUAUAGAAGUGGACUCUGAAGACGAAGUAAUAGAGCACGAGCCUAUUACAGGUGAUAUUGCUGUAACUAAGAAAACUGUUACUGCUAAAUUACCUCCUAAAGAAAAAGCGAAGUCUUACGCAAGUAUAGAGAAACCCAAACAAGAUGCUGGCAAAAAAGAACCCAUUAUCACAGAAAAAGAUUUUGACAAGUUCGCAAGACGUAAUUCUAAAACUUAUGAAAAUUGUCUCACUAUGAAUUUGGAUAGCAAAGACACUCGUAACGUUAUUCAAACAGUAGUAGAGAAAGAUCAAUAUCCAAAGAGUUAUUCUAAGAAUGAUAUUGCACGAGUUGAUCCUAAAGCCAAGCCACCGUACAAGUACCAAAACGUGCGUCCCAUACAACCAGCUAAAGUACAUGGACCUAAAGUGGGUAGUACUGCUAACGAAGAUUCUUCAAAUAGGAAUCAAUCUAAGUUACAAAAAGCAUAUCAUUCGGCUUUGUCAGCCAAACGUCAAUUAGAGGGUCCUAUUACUAUAAUAGAGGAUAAACCAGUAAAAGUAGUGUUUAUGGAUAACAUGGAGUUUGUUCCCAGCCCACUUAAUCUUCAGGGACAACAGCUUUCCCCCGCUAAGAAAUUGGUCACUGAAUCCGAUAAUUUCACUGUUAGCACUCUUGACUCCUUGGAAUCUGAAACUGUAGAUACAACUGAAGAUACUAAGGCACAAGAAGAAAUUAAAACAAAAUCCAAACAUCAGAGGAAACAAGUUUUAACUCCUGUCGACGAACCAGAAUUAGAACUAAUUGAACCAAAAGAUUUGGGGCUCGAAGCAUCGCCUAAGAAGAAAAGAAAAACCGAAGAAGAUAAAACAGACAAAACAGUGAAAUAUCCGAUGCGGAAGAAGUAUUACCUUCUUGGCUCUAACACAGUAGCUGAUGACAAAUAUACACCCACAACAGAUGUCAUCAAAAAUCCUCUCAAAGAGACUGUAAAUCUAAACGACAAUGGGGUCUCUCACAAGAAUGCCGUAUCAGCUAUUGACAACUUAGUAAAAGCUGCUGAGCUAUUAGAACACCAAUCAGAGAACAGAAACAUUAUUGAUUCUCCGAAUACCGACAGUCAACAGAGCACCCCCGUCAAAAGAGGAAGGGGCCGUCCAAGGAAAUACCCGCUUCCAGAAGGAGGUGUUGAAAAGAACAAAGCACCAAGCCCACAAAAGAAACCUCGUUUAAUAGAUGCCAAAGUUCCUAAACGUGAUCCCGUGACAACAACCGAUGACGAUGAUGACGAUAGCGACGAUGAAAUCAUCAAAGAAAAUUGGACAAUGGGAAAAAUCAAUGAAAACAUAGUCUGUCCAAUAUGUAACAAGUUAUUCAGAACUGAGAACGUAGUUUUUAAACACGUGAAACAUUGUACAGGUCCUUCGCCAAGUCGAUCUGGUUCAGAUAAAAGAAGCCCCAGGAGGAUGAGACCAUCACAGGAAUCUGAUUCUAAGUCACAAAGUAGCAAGUCUGAUGACAUGGAUCUUGAUGACGAUAAACCUCUUGUUGUAGUCAAAAAAGAAACUCCUAAGAAACGUAAAUCUAAGGAUUCUAUUGCUAAAUCCGACGAUAAAGACGAAGUUAUCGUUAUAGAAGAUACGCCACCAGCUAAGGAGAAAUCUGAAAGAAAAGAAAAAGAGACUGAUGACAGAAAAAUUCAUGAAUCUAGAAAACCUAGAGCAAAAAUAUUCAACAAAGGUAACGAUCUGGUUUGCGAGUUCUGUGGUAAAACGUUUAGACAGUUAUCGUAUUUGGUGAGUCAUAAAUUACAACACAAGAAAGAGGAGUCGAAGAAAGUCGAGAAGGAAGCUCCUGCCGCGAUAAAAUCAGUGUACAGCUGUGAAGUCUGCAAGAAAGAAUUCAGAAAGCUGCAUCAUUUAGUUCAGCAUCGGAUUAUUCACAACCCUAGCUCAGCUCAACCCGCGAGGACUCAGAGAAAGAGUUCUUCGGAGCAAUCCGACACCAAGAUUGAAAAAGAACCAAACAGUUCUAAACACAGCGAAGAUGCAAGCGCUGGUUUCCGCUGCGAACCCUGCGACAAAUCCUUCAGAAAAUUACACCAUUUGGUGGAACAUAGGGAAACCCACGAUGGUAUAAAUAGGCAGAAGACCACGCCAGCUGUGGUACAAAACAAUGUCGAAAAGCCUGUGACUUUACACCAAUGCGAAGUUUGUAAGAAAACAUUCAGAAAACUGCAUCAUUUGAUUGAACACAAGGAGCAACAUGUAGAAACUAGUUCAGAAAAAUCUGACGAUAAGAGCGUUAAGAGUUCUUUGUCAACCAAAGAUAUAAUACAUGAGUGUUCACUUUGCUACAUGGUGUUCCCCAACGAGCAUUCCCUAAACAAACACACAAUUAUCUGUCAAAGGAAGAAAAGACAGUCAAAACAAGCCAAACCAGUCGAAGGCUCUGAAGCAGGAGAAUCUAUUGAAGACUCCAGUGAGUCUGCUAAAGUUGAAGAAAAGAGUGAGAAUGUUGACACUCCGAAAGUAAUCGAGGAGAAAGUAAAGGAAGAUACGCACAAAAAAGAAGUUGAAAAAGUCGAAUUACCUGUAGAAAAGCCUAAACCAAUUGAAGAUAAACCUGCAGAAGUUGUAAAAGAGGUACAAAGAGAAAUAGAGACUGUUCCACUGAAAGUUGAAGCCAAACCCGUCGAACCACAAGUUGCUACACCUACAAAAAGAGAUUUUUCAGAGACAGUAAUGGUCAAAACAGAAGAAAAACCUGAAGUUCCGGAAAAAAUAAAAAAGGUUGAUGUCUCUGAAACUAAAGGCCAGGAAACACCUAAAAAGAAAUCCCCGAAAGAAAAAACUACGCCCAAUGCGAACAAGCGUCCCAAAACUACAGCGCCUGCACCAGAUGUCAGUUCCGAAGACAAUAAACCGGCAGUGGAAUCAAGUGAUGAUGAUGAGGUUAGAUAUAUGCUGAAUCCAAACUUCCAAGUCGAAGACGUAACGGAAGAAAAAGUCUUCAUGAAAGUUCGGGCGAAUAAGCGUAGUUCACUCCAAAUAGAACGGCCGAAUUCCAAAGAUUUAGUUAAGAGAAGAACAUCUUUACAACACCCGCCUAAAAUUCCGCGCUUGAAACCGAAACCUGUAGAACCAGCCUCUGUAAAAAUUGUAGCCAAGACACCUAAAGUAGAACCAAUGCCUUCGACUGACUCUGAUGAUAGUGAAACCGUGAAAUACUCUUUCCCAAAAACCAUUCCCGAAAAACCAACGAAAUCUGCACAAGAUCGCACACCUCAAAAGAAAACCUUAGCUGAUAAGAGAAAGUCGUUGAGUGGAAUAGCAAAGAGGAAAUCUUUGGGGAAAGUCGUCACAGCCAGGCACAAACCAUUGCCGGUGAAACAAAUCAAGAGAAGAACGCAGGAAGUGGAGCACAGAUGCGACUGCGGGCAGUUGUUCAGUAGUGCGGCCCUAUUGUCGCGGCACACGACGCUGGCGCACACGCCGCCGCGGAUACGUCGCCGGCGGUCGCCGUCGCCCGAGGUCAAACCUACCAUUAAACCAGCGCCUCGCAAGUCAAGCGUCGCCGACAAGCCUAAGCAAGCUCCGGCUUCUAGAAAAUCGAGCACACGGAGCGAUAGUAGCACCUCUACUAAUGCAAAAUUGAACAAACAGGAAACAAAACCUACAAGAAAAUCGCUUGACAAAGACACAAAAACUCCGGCAGAGGCGAGGAAACCAAAACCUGAAAAGUCUGAAGCGAAGUCCAGCGUGAAGCCGAGGAGGACGGGCGCGCACCGGGGCGUGCCCGUGCCGGAGAAGAUGAGGAAACUUAUGCAGAAGAAUAAUAAGUAGAUAUUGUAAUAAAUAGAUUGGUUCGAGUUACGAAGUUGGACUGAAAAUGUUCCCUAUAUUUCGGGAUGUUAUUAGUAAGGGAACCGCUAGUAUGUUUAGAUAAAGUCGCGCAUCACAAGGCUCACAAUCGUAACAAACGGACCAUUGUUAAAUAAAAAUAUUUUUACACAUUUGAUGGAAAUGGUUCAUCAACAAACAAUAUUUUUAUCGUGAGUCAGUUAGAUAGGCGUUGAUCUUGUCUAUAUGUAAAUGAGAACUUAAAGUAAUAAGUAUAUUUUGUCAAUUUGUUCUAGAGUUUAGAUAUUAUAUAUGUAUAAGAGUAAAUAUUUAUGUUUAUUAGAUCUAGGCAUAAUAAUUUCGUUGGCAUUAUCGGUUAACAUGCUGUACUUUUCAGUUAAACUGUAAAUGUUCACCAUUCAAUGAUUUAUCGAAUUGUUUUUGAAAUGAUAAUAAUAAGCCUAACUAUAUUGCGAGAAGGUGCAAAACUUAAGUUUUAAAAUGAUAUUAGAAUAACGGAGUUCUUAAUGAAUUUUAUAAAUAUCGGAAGUUUUGAAAUGAGCUUAUUAUUGAAAUUGUUUACACAUAAUUAUAUUGAUUUGAAUGGAUUUGUAAUAUACAAUGCUUAUAAUAAUGAAUAAUUGAGCUUCCCGAUCGCGGAGUUUGGGUUAUUUAGUGCUUCGUAGUAUGUUUUCAUCAUUAAUGUAAGGGAUUAGAGGAAUUUGAGUACCAAAUUGUUCGUAUAUAUGAAAUAAUUAAAAACAACAGCACCUCAAUCUGAUUAGUUUUGUACUUCGUGAGUAGUUCCGAGGUUACUAUUUUAUAAUAGAAGUUAUGUAGUCCAAUACCAUAUGGUGCGUCCGAGGGAUCCAGGAUUAGGAUGUCCUGAAUAAUACUGUUUAGACAGCGUUAUUGAGCUUUUGACCGCCAAAUCCAUGUAAAGAUGGCAUGCCAAAAAUCCUAGCACUUCUACAUGUCAGAUUUAUAAACGAAAAAGCUUUUUUUAUUUCAAUUACAAAUAAUUAUGUUACUUGACUCAGUUUUAUUUGUAUUUGUUGGACGUUUUUUCUUUAUAUUUCGUCCAUAUUUAUUUAGGAUGACAACACAUCUAAAAAAUAACACGUCUUUCCUUUUUUUGACGCGGCGGUCAAAAGGAUUAUAACUGGAUAAAUAUUUCAUUUAUUCAAUAUAUCCACGAAUUCCGGAUUCCCCACAUCGCUUUACCAAGUUGUUGAGAUAUUUGCAAAUGUUUACCAUUUACAUUUAGAGUAGCUACAGUACAUUUUAUAUGGUACUUUGGUACUUUGAAAAUGUUCGCCCGUUAAUGUUGGUACCAGAUUUUUAAUGGUGUUGAUUCUCUUGUUCGGAUUAUAAUAAAAUAGUUUUAUUACUCACCAUCCGUGGGUAGGGACCGAAAUAUAAUAAGGUGUGCAAAUUAUUUUCAUAUAAAAUUAAAUUUUAGUAACACAGCCUAGAUACAUGCACAAAAGAAUCAGCGCCACAAGUAGUUGCAAUAGUCGUAAAAUAUACCACAGUUCAAGUUUUCUGAUGUUGCUUGAUGAUUAGCCAGGGUCAAAGAUUUUAGCAGAAUUCGGACCACGUGUCUUCUUAGUCAAUGGGUAUUCAUACAAUGAUGCUCUCCAAAUUUAUAGUGAACUAGGACCAAAAUAUAUCAAUUUCUCUGUUUCUAAUGGUAAUAAUAUAUUAUGUUGUUUUUAAUUUUAAAUAAUGUUUAUUCUCCUCUCGUGACUAACAGUGUAAAAUGUAAUUAAUUGCUAAAAUAUAAAAGAGUAGUCCGUAUUGUGAGAUUUAUGUUUUAGAAGCAUUUAACAUAAAAUUUUAUAUAUGUAGAUGAUAUCAUUAUUUUUAAUAUGAUGAUGCAAUUUUGAUUAAUGGGUUAUAAAUAAAUUGUCUAAAAAUUA
Spodoptera frugiperda (fall armyworm) is the source of this 10014-nucleotide messenger RNA. Its product is annotated as titin. The coding region runs from base 182 to 8095 and encodes 2637 amino acids. The record is from RefSeq and is a predicted model, not a curated record. NCBI's taxonomy places the organism in Eukaryota, Metazoa, Arthropoda, Insecta, Lepidoptera, Noctuidae. Gene Ontology annotation, biological process: regulation of DNA-templated transcription. Gene Ontology annotation, molecular function: RNA polymerase II cis-regulatory region sequence-specific DNA binding; DNA-binding transcription factor activity, RNA polymerase II-specific. The transcript has 5 exons.